GAGAAGAGACCCAGACGAGGAAUAAAACAUGGCUGCCAGUACGAGCGGUGAUAAAGCUGCGGAUGAUUCACUGUAUCCGAUUGCGGUGUUGAUUGAUGAGUUGAAAAAUGAAGAUAUUCAGCUGCGCCUGAACUCGAUCAAGAAACUAUCGACAAUUGCACUUGCCCUGGGCGAGGAACGCACCCGCAAUGAGCUGAUCCCGUUCCUGACUGAAUCCAUCUACGACGAGGAUGAGGUACUGCUGGCCCUUGCCGAGCAGCUCGGUAACUUUAUCCCGCUGGUUGGCGGGCCCGAAUAUGCUAUGUAUUUGAUUCCACCGCUCGAAUCGUUGGCAACGGUCGAGGAAACGGUGGUCCGUGAGAAGGCGGUCGAAUCGCUACGUACCGUGGCCGGUCAGCACAGUGCGCAGGACUUGGAGGUUCACCUUGUGCCAACGUUGCAGCGUCUGGUUUCGGGCGAUUGGUUUACAUCCCGCACGUCCGCCUGUGGACUGUUUUCCGUGUGCUAUCCGCGCGUAUCGGCCGCAGUAAAGUCGGAAUUGCGCGUCAACUUCCGCACGCUGUGCCAGGACGAAACGCCCAUGGUGCGCCGUGCUGCUGCCGGCAAGCUGGGCGAGUUUGCCAAGGUGGUCGAGCUGGAGUAUCUUAAGUCGGAUCUGAUACCCACGUUUGUACAGAUGGCACAGGACGAGCAGGAUUCCGUACGGCUGUUGGCGGUGGAGGCGUGCGUAAGCAUUGCCCAACUGUUGCCCCAGGAGGAAGUGGAGCUGAAUGUCAUGCCAACGCUGCGCCAGUGCGUCAACGAUAACUCAUGGCGCGUCCGGUACAUGGUAUCGGAAAAACUCACCGAUCUGCAGAAAGCCGUCGGGCAGGAGAUCACCAAGAACGAUCUCGUAUCCGCCUUCCAGUUUCUGCUAAAGGACAGCGAGGCCGAAGUGCGUGCCUCCGCCUCGGCAAAGGUGACCGAGUUCUGCGCGAACCUCGACAAAGCAUGCCAGGAACAGAUCAUUAUGACGUCGAUUUUGCCAUGUGUCAAGGAGCUGGUUGCCGAUUCGAAUCAGCACGUCAAGUCGGCGCUCGCCUCGGUCAUCAUGGGCCUGAGCCCGAUCGUUGGACGGAACAAUACGAUUGAGCACCUGUUGCCGCUGUUCCUCAUCCAGCUGAAGGACGAAUGGCCCGAGGUGCGGCUAAACAUUAUCUCGACGCUGGACUGCAUCAACGAUGUGAUCGGCAUCCAACAGCUUUCCCAGUCACUGCUGCCGGCCAUUGUCGAGCUGGCGGAAGAUAGCAAAUGGCGCGUCCGUUUGGCCAUCAUCGAGUACAUGCCACUGUUGGCGGGCCAGCUUGGACAGGAGUUUUUCAACCAGAAGCUGCGCGAUCUGUGCUUUAACUGGCUGAACGAUCACGUGUACGCGAUCCGUGAGGCGGCCACACUGAACAUGAAGAAAAUUGUGCAAACCUUCGGCACCCAGUGGGCGGAAACGAACAUUAUCAAUCAGAUUUUGGUUAUGUGCAAAAAUAGCAACUAUUUGCACCGAAUGACCUGCCUGUUCUGCAUUAAUGCGCUGGCCGAUGUUUGCGGCGCGGACAUCAUCGAGCGGCUGUUCCUGCCGACCAUCAAAGUAUUAUCGACGGAUCCCGUUGCGAAUGUGCGUUUCAACGUAGCGAAAACCCUACAGAAACUGUCGCCAUUCCUCGACCAGGCUGCCAUCGACGAGCACGUGAAGCCGAUCCUGGAAAAACUCAACACCGAUACGGACGUGGACGUGAAGUACUUUGCCUCGGAAGCGAUGGUGAGCAGUGCCGGCGUAUGGGUGGGCAUGAAGCCGGUACGAGCCCACCUAGACACGGCCAAGUUUAUGUUUUUCUACGGACCAAAGUUUGAGGACCAUGAGACGUACAGUUUGGAAAAAGCCGAGGACAUCCUGCACCACAGUCGCUUCGACAAGAACAAAAAGACAGUGAUGUAUUUCCACGGGUACAUCGAAUCACCCGAGGUCGAAAGCGUGCACGUGAUUGCCGAUGCGUACUUGAAGCGUGGUGACCACAACAUCCUCAUCCUUGACUGGGCUCUGCUGGCGGAUGGAAACUAUCUGCUUGAAGCCGUACCGAACUGUAAGAAGCUUGGAAGCUAUCUCGGUGCGGUGGUCCUGCGAAUGAUCAAUGCUGGAUUGAACGUGGACAAGCUGCAUCUUGUUGGUCAUUCGCUCGGUGGACAGCUGGCAGGAUACAUUGGGCGUACCGUGAUCUCACAGUCGGAAAAGCGCAUCAAGCUCAACAGAAUUUCGGCACUCGAUCCCGCCUUCCCACCGUUCUAUCCGGGCAUCUUUGCCACCGCACUCAGCUCCAAGGAUGCGAACUUUGUCGAUGUCAUCCAUACCGAUGCGUGGCUGUACGGUGCGCCGGUUAGCACGGGGACAGCCGAUUUCUGGCCCAACAAUGGUAAAACCCUGCAGCCCGGUUGUCCGAAACGAAACUACAAACUGCUCACCGAUAAUGAUUUGUGCAGUCACCGGCGGUCUUGGUGGUUCUGGGCGGAAAGUGUUGCGGAAAGCAACGUACAGUCAUUCCACUCGGUUAAAUGUAAAUCGUGGGACGAUUUCAAGGAUGGAAAGGUUGAUCGAUCGGCUGCGAUUGUGCACAUGGGAAUCGAUUGUAGUUCUGAUGCCAAAGGUGACUAUUACCUGCAGACCAACGGUGCCCCACCAUAUUCCAAAGGAGUGUCCGGCUCGAAGUUUGAAUAACAUAGACCAAUUAUGGUUUUAGCUUAGCGUAAGAGUUCACGUUACCCCUGUACAAAAUGGUUUUUAGUGAAAAACAAAAAAAUACAAGCAAU
Anopheles maculipalpis is the source of this 2835-nucleotide messenger RNA. RefSeq names its product serine/threonine-protein phosphatase PP2A 65 kDa regulatory subunit (gene Pp2A-29B). Gene Ontology annotation, molecular function: lipase activity; protein binding; protein phosphatase regulator activity. The transcript has 10 exons. The record is from RefSeq and is a predicted model, not a curated record. Bases 29 to 2743 code for a protein of 904 amino acids. Gene Ontology annotation, cellular component: cytoplasm; protein phosphatase type 2A complex. NCBI's taxonomy places the organism in Eukaryota, Metazoa, Arthropoda, Insecta, Diptera, Culicidae. Gene Ontology annotation, biological process: protein dephosphorylation; lipid metabolic process.